Messenger RNA from Nicotiana attenuata, 1510 nucleotides. RefSeq names its product replication factor C subunit 3-like. NCBI's taxonomy places the organism in Eukaryota, Viridiplantae, Streptophyta, Magnoliopsida, Solanales, Solanaceae. The coding region runs from base 338 to 1345 and encodes 335 amino acids. Gene Ontology annotation, cellular component: nucleus; DNA replication factor C complex. Gene Ontology annotation, molecular function: DNA clamp loader activity; DNA binding. The record is from RefSeq and is a predicted model, not a curated record. The transcript has 11 exons. Gene Ontology annotation, biological process: DNA repair; DNA-templated DNA replication.
AAUAACAUUACCACAAAAAUUGUCAAUACCAUCUCCACCGCCAACUCCAUUAAUAUUUCAAACAUCAUUGCAAGAUGAAGAAAUUGAAGCAAUACCAUUACCAGCUUCACCAACUCAAACUACAGAGGAUGAAAAAAAUACUACAAAGGAGCAGGAUAUUACAAGUCCAGAACAGAAAGACAAAAGAUUUAAAUGGGCUGAUAAGUAUAGGCCUAACGCUCUUAAAGAUUUUCUAUGCAAUAGAAAUACUGCACUUGAACUGAAGGCUCUGGCAGAAACAGAUGGCAGUAAUCGUCAUUAUAUAUUUGCAGGACAGCCAGGAGUAGGGAAAAGAACCAUGAUAUUUGCUCUGCUUCACGAAAUUUUUGGACAUGAUAAAUUACAGGCAAGAAAAAAGCGCAAGGUGUUCUACUUAAAGGGAGAAGCAGUGCCGAGCAUCCAAGUAAAUGUGAUGGAAUCAAAGAAACAUGUUGAGAUCAAUCUCGCUGAAACUAAAGGCUAUGAGAAACAUGUCAUCGUAGAACUAAUCAAUGAGAGAAAGCACAAAGCAUCCAUCAGAUCAGCACCUUGCCAUCCUGAUGACUGUAAAGCUAUCAUUCUUGGUGAAGCUGACAAGCUAUCAACAGAUGCUUUGCUAUAUACCAAAUGGAUGUUAGAGAGAUAUACAGGUUGUUAUAUGGUCUUCUUUUGCUGCAGUGAUAUCACAAAGCUCCAGCCAAUUAAGUCUAUUUGUAAGGUUGUUCAUCUCCAAAAACCUUCAGAUGAAGAGAUUGUAGAUGUCUUGGAAUUCAUAGCAAAACAGGAAGGAAUCGAACUACCACAUAAACUGGCAGCGCAGAUUGCUAGUAACUCCAAAAGUAACCUACGUCAAGCAAUUCGCUCUUUUGAAGCUACCUGGCGCUUCAACACUUGCUUGACUGAGAAUCAAGAAAUCAAGACAGGGUGGGAAGAUGACAUUGCAGAGAUUGCUAAAAACAUAAUUGAGGAGCAAAGCUCAGAGCAGCUAUACGAUAUCCGUGGGAAACUGCAGAAUUUGAUAGAGCACAACGUGUCUGCUGAGUUCACCUUUAAUACUUUGGUAGAAGAGCUAAAGAGUAAUUUGGAUGACCGAUUCCACAAGGAAAUUGACACUCUGAAAAUGAAGUACAAUAUAAAUUCAAAGGAUCUGGAACAGGGAAAAAGUGAUAAUGAUGCAGUGAAAAAGAUUGUUCACCAAUUUAUGAAGGUUGAAGAGUUCAUAGCUAAAUUCAUGAGCUGGUAUAAGACUUGUGUUCUGAAGAAAGGAAAUCACAAGCCCAUCCCUCCAAGGGGAAUAAUUAGUUUGGAAACAAGUCCAUUUGAGUGAUAAAGAAUUUCCCAAUCACUUUCUAUGACAAACUUGGUUAAUAACUCCUCGGUAUUUCAGUUGUAAAAUAAAGUGGCAAUCACACUGAAGUCUGAAGCAGACAUUUUAUGUUCUUAAGAUAUAAAAUUACGUAAGAUAAAUAAAAAAAGGCACUCAAUAAGUGUA